AUGGAGUCCGCGGAGGAGCUGGCCGGCCAGCUGGAUGAUGCGAUUGAUCUGUAUGAGCAGCAGGUGUCUGAGCUGCAGCAGGGGCUGUCGGAGAACCCAGACGAGCGGGAGCAGGCUAGUGAGGCUUUAGAGCUGCUGGCGCAGCUGGAGGAGGCGCUGAGGGAGGCGAGGGAGGCGCGUGCUUCGCUGCAGGCCGGCCUUGGCGCACCCCCGCAGGGGCGCGACAACGCGACACAUUCAAACGGGGCAGCGCCGGCCAGUGACGUGGCGGCGGCGCCUCAGGUGGAGGCAGAGGCGGCAGGCGGGGCUGAUGAAAGCGGUCACAUGCGGGACAGGUCAGCGCCGACGCGGAUGCACCCGGAGAACUUCUAUUUCGACCGGGAGCCGGACUUUGCGGCCCUAGCGGAGCGCUACCCGGCGCUGAGGCCGUUCCUUGUGCAGCCGCCUUUGGGCGGCCGCCCCACCCUGGACUGGACGAGUUGGCACGCCACCCGCGAACUGACCCGCACGCUGCUGGCCGCUGACUACGGCGUCACCUGGUCACUGCCGGACGGCCAGCUGGUGCCGCCGGUGCCGAACAGGGCCAACUAUAUCCAUUGGAUCCAGGACCUGCUGCAGCUGUCAUCACCACCAGGUGGGGCGCCAAUCAAUGAUGGGACGUAA
Monoraphidium neglectum is the source of this 663-nucleotide messenger RNA. RefSeq lists its product as hypothetical. Gene Ontology annotation, biological process: rRNA base methylation. NCBI's taxonomy places the organism in Eukaryota, Viridiplantae, Chlorophyta, Chlorophyceae, Sphaeropleales, Selenastraceae. Bases 1 to 663 code for a protein of 220 amino acids. The transcript has 5 exons. The record is from RefSeq and is a predicted model, not a curated record. Gene Ontology annotation, cellular component: nucleus. Gene Ontology annotation, molecular function: 23S rRNA (adenine(1618)-N(6))-methyltransferase activity.